This is a messenger RNA of Talaromyces stipitatus ATCC 10500, 2436 nucleotides long. RefSeq lists its product as uncharacterized. The coding region runs from base 178 to 2436 and encodes 752 amino acids. NCBI's taxonomy places the organism in Eukaryota, Fungi, Ascomycota, Eurotiomycetes, Eurotiales, Trichocomaceae. The transcript has 4 exons. The record is from RefSeq and is a predicted model, not a curated record.
ACCUGUAGUCUGAACAGUAACCUGGAGAACACAGUUACGGUCCCUCUUACUCUCUAGUAUAGCUCCGUUACAGGGUCAAGGAUACUUUACUAUCCAUGUUAUCCUAGAACAAAAGGUGGUGAAUCUGUUUCCUUCCUAUCACGAUGCCGGCUACCGACAGACGGAAUCGCUCGGAAGAUGCCAUUCCUGAUCUCGCAUGCACCCGCUGCCGUGAGCGGAAGAUCCGCUGUGGUAGGGAGCGCCCUCAAUGCAGCAAUUGCGAACGGGACUCUGGCAUCACCUGCGUCUAUCAGAAUCCUGUGUGACGGCGUCGAUCAGCUUCAGAGCCGUUUGACUUCUAUUGAAUUGCAACUGAGGCGGCUUUCGAGUGCCAUGGCUCGGAACUUGGACUUCGACGAUGAUGAAUGUAUGGGAAUGCAAGCUUCUUCAGGCAGGUCAGAUGAAGACGGAAGCUACGUGCAGGAAGAAGAAGAAGGAAUACAAGCGGAAAGUCCGGGCUCGCUGACAGACGACAUGACCUACUCCCAUAUCUUCCACAGCGAUGCGGAUAUGAUUGAUCGCUAUCACGGAAUCUCUUCUCCCUUCGCCCUUUGCAAUCGUCUCCAGUUACGGACAUUGGCGUUAUCUGAUCCAAUUGAACCCUAUGCUCUUCAAGAGCUGCUAAGAGAGCUAUGUGAAACCGCUGGUAGAGCAGAACCUUUUCCAUCUUACAAUGAUCAAUUUCCAAUUCAGCUACCGCCCAAACAACAGGCUCUCGCGGCCGUUACAUAUUUUUUCAAGCAUAUCGACUGUGCAACAGAUAUCUUCGUGGAACAAAAUCUGCUUGCUACUCUUGAACGAGUCUAUUCUCAGCCGCCUGAGCCAGGAGACGACACGUGGGCGGUAUGCCUCAAGGCUCUCAUAUUGCUUGUACUUGGUGUGGAGAUUUCAACACAGGCAGAUAGUGCACUGUUUGGCGACUUUGCUUGUUCCAUGCUUCCCAGUCGUGCUGCACUGGUCAGCUCCAGGUUAUUGAAUACGCCGCGACUGAUCAAUGUGCAGACACUUAUACUUCUCAGCGUUGCAGCACAACAAUUCGAUCCACCUGGAUGGUCAGAGCUCCUUUUUAUUCAUGCAUGUAUGCUGGCUAGGACCAUGGGGUUACACAAGUCUGGAAUUCUGUCUUCAGGUACAAGCCCAAAUGAUGACGCGGCUGAACGAGCCAAAGUCCUUCAAUCAUUGUACAUUAGGGAUAAGAGCCUAUGCAUCACUCGAGGAUCCGUGUCUUGGCUGCCCAGCUACGACUGCAACAUUACUACCCAACUGAAACUCGUAGUAGAGCGCCAAGCCUCCUUUUCAAGCCGGAUUCGAUUGGCAAUGAUCCAGGAUGAGCUUUACCACAUGACCUGUGCAGCCUCAGGGUCCCGAAGAGACUCACACCCGAGGAUAUCACAGCCAGCAACCCCUAAGUCUAUCAGACAACAGCUGGACCAACUUGCAAGCGAUUGUAGUAUACUCAGUGGCCUGAGUCCGUCCUAUCUACCUCGCGAUAUCUUCAUUGCGAUGGAGUUCCUCAGCACCCGCAUCGUGGCCCUGAAACUCGAUCCGGAAACACGGCAUACAAGCGGAAGACUUUUUGCGGAUGCCAGAGCUAGUUGCUUUUUGUUGUUACUUGCACAUGGAGAUCGUAAUUCUUCAGUGAUUGAUGCCUACCACUCUUCUACCGGCACCGAUGUCUCGUCCAUCCGAAAUGGCACUUCUCCAACUAGCGAACCAAACACCAAAUCUUUCACAGCUUUGCUCGACGUUUUCUCAGUUCCAGCAUUUUUUGUUCUUUUUGAGAGUCUUGUUUUUCAAGAAACUGAAAGGGAUGGUGGUGGAGAGUCGGGUGCGGACUGGGAUCUGUUACGCAAAGUCUCGUCCUGUUACACCAAGGGCAGCUCACAUCUGCCACCGCAGGGCUACCAUAGCCGAGUGGCAAGGAUUUUGAAUCAAUUGAUUGAUAAUGCUCACUUGUUUCAACGAAGCCCGUCAAACUCAUAUUCGUCGGGGUCCUCGUUGGAAGUUGCAGCUGAGUCAACACAGUCACACUCAUCGUCAAAUCAACAACUACCUCCAGAGCCUGAGGCGACCAUCAUUCCUUCCGUACCGUCGUCAAUUCUGAAUGGACACAUGUCCGACUUAUCUCACGUAGUAGCAUCACAUACAUCAUCGAGUUGUGGACCGUUUACAUGGGAGAGCUUGUUAUCUGUGCCGACAACAUUAGAUCCGCCUACGACUCUGGAUGCGCAGAGCAUAAUUCAUCCUUCUGGGACAGGUUCAUCGACUGACCUUCUCACUCAGUUACUAGAUGUGUCUCAACCUCAUUCAGAGCCCAUAUUGGAAUCUAUACAGUGGCACUCUUUACCUCCAGAUCAGCCCCGUGCAAAGAAGCGUUUGAGGACAAGCGACGAUUAG